AUGAAUAUUGGAAGCUCUAGCCGGAACCCACAUCACGCCACGGAGAUAAACCAGGUGGCUCUCAGGGAAGGACUGGAGUCAAAGGAAAGUGAUGCCAGGCACUCAGCACACGGCAGCACAGGGGGUAGAAGGUCCAGGACUGGCUCCAGAAGGAUGAACCUGAUUCAGGAAUCUGUGUUGCGACAAGAAGUCACAACACAAAGGAGCCAAGACACUCUCAAUAAUAUGACAGCCAUGAUGCAAUGGCAGGUCAACAAGCAGUUCAGGAAGGACCGUGAGGCUGCCAUAGCCAGAAUUCCAAAUCCGGAUGUUGUAGUCCAGCAGCUAGACCUUCCCUAUGGUCCCCUCACCAGGAUUGACAUGGCCAUAUCAAGAGAAUCCUCUUAG
This is a messenger RNA of Prunus armeniaca (apricot), 387 nucleotides long. Lineage: Eukaryota; Viridiplantae; Streptophyta; Magnoliopsida; Rosales; Rosaceae. The record is from the annotation of a GenBank genome assembly.